AUGAGUGAGCAGUACGCAGUAGCCUAUACUGCCGGGGCGAAGUAUUAUGGAGCACAAGCAAUCAUUAACCUUUGGAAACCCAACAUUCAACAGCCUAAUGAGUUUAGCUUAUCUCAGUUCUGGAUCGGCGGAGGUUCUAAUGAAAAUAUCAACACCAUUGAAGCUGGUUGGCAGGCCUGCCCAAAUCUCUAUGGAGACUACAAUCCCAGACUCUUCAUCUACUGGACUAGUGAUGGUUAUCAUACCACGGGUUGCUACAACCUCCACUGCUCAGGCUUUAUUCAGGUCAACAAUCAAAUAGCAAUGGGUGGAAGCCUCUCUCCUAUAUCUGCCUAUGGUGGUUCCCAAUAUGCUAUAAAUAUACUGGUCUGGAAGGACCCAGGAAGUGGGAACUGGUGGAUGCGAUUUGGGAAUAGUUAUGUGGGGUACUGGCCUUCUUCCCUCUUCUCAGACUUGGAUAAAAGUGCAUCCUUUAUUGAGUGGGGAGGAGAGAUUAUAAACUCAAAAUCAAAUGGCCAGCACACAUCAACUAAUAUGGGUAGUGGCCAUUUCCCUCGAGAAGGGUUUAGUAAAGCUAGUUUUUUCAAGAAUAUUCAGGUUGUUGAUGGCUCCAAUUAUCUGAUAGAUCCAAAUGGAAUUGGCACCAUCGUUACACAAUCCAAUUGCUAUGAUAUCCAAACUGGCAGUUCUGGUAGUUGGGGGAACUAUUUCUUCUAUGGUGGUUCCGGCAGAAACAACAAUUGCCCGUGAAGGAUAGAUAAAUCCAAGCAGGACACGUUUCCAUAACGGCUGUAAUCAUAAAUAAAACUGAAAAUCCCAAGUUUU
Messenger RNA from Macadamia integrifolia, 825 nucleotides. RefSeq lists its product as uncharacterized. The record is from RefSeq and is a predicted model, not a curated record. The transcript has 5 exons. Lineage: Eukaryota; Viridiplantae; Streptophyta; Magnoliopsida; Proteales; Proteaceae. The coding region runs from base 1 to 750 and encodes 249 amino acids.